Vespula vulgaris is the source of this 1619-nucleotide messenger RNA. RefSeq names its product cytoplasmic tRNA 2-thiolation protein 2 (gene Ctu2). The record is from RefSeq and is a predicted model, not a curated record. The transcript is spliced from 3 exons. Gene Ontology annotation, biological process: tRNA wobble position uridine thiolation. Gene Ontology annotation, molecular function: sulfurtransferase activity; tRNA binding. Gene Ontology annotation, cellular component: cytosol. The coding region runs from base 125 to 1582 and encodes 485 amino acids. Lineage: Eukaryota; Metazoa; Arthropoda; Insecta; Hymenoptera; Vespidae.
AAUCUUGUAAAUUUGUUUAAUUAAAUUUAUAGUUAUUUUACUAAAAUUGAAUUGUAUAAUACUAUAGAACAAAUAAGUAUAAUUAGAAUAUUUAAAUACAAGAUAUAAAUAUUUUUGAAAGACCAUGUGUUCUUUAAAUGCUUGUUCAUGCGAUUUUAAUGAUGACAUCACACCAAAAAUUGAUGCAAUACAAAUUUUAAAUUCUGAUGUGUGUAAAAAGUGUCGGACUAACAGCACUGAAAUAAUAUUAAGAAGAAAGGAUGGAUAUUGCACAUCUUGUUUUUUAAUCAAUACAACGCACAAAUUCAGAGCAGCACUUGGUAAAUCAAAAAUCAUCCAUCGAGGAGAUACAAUACUUAUUGGAUAUUGUGGUAGAGACAAUUCAACUGCACUUCUACAUUUGAUUAAUUCUGGAAUGAGUGAAACGACUCACAAAAAGAUUAUAUUUAAUGUAGUUAUAUUUUUUAUCGAUGAUGGGAUUGUAGAAGGAUAUACAGUAAAUGAAAGGAAAAAAAUGUUGGAUACAAUAUCUAAACAAGUGAAAAUGUUUGGAUUUGUGGGAUAUACAGCAUCUUUACAAGAAUCUUUGCGUGAAAAUGAUGUUCCAAAUAUUUAUCUGAUGGAUGCUCCAGAAGUUGUAAUAGAUGAAAGUGAUGUUAUAUCAAAUAUGCUUAAUAAUUUAGCUGAUGAUAGUGCGAGGGAAGAAUUAUUACGACAGUUACGUCAUAGACUUCUCAUCUUAGCUGCAAGAAAACUAGAGUGCAAUAAAGUAUUUGUUGCUGAUUGUGCAACAAAUAUUGCUGUUAAUAUAUUGAGCGAUAUAUCACUUGGUCGUGGUGCUCAGCUUUCUCCAGAUAUAGAUUUCUCUGAUACAAGAUAUACAGAUGUUAUGCUUCUUAGACCGAUGAAAGAUUUUACAAAAGAGGAAAUAAUCCAUUAUUUAAGUUGUAAUAAAUUAAAUGCUGUACGAUCUAGUAAACAAAACAGAAUGAGUUUGUCAACUUCUAUACAAUCAUUAACAAAUAAAUUCAUAUCUCAACUAAAUACAGAGUUUCAUGGAACUGUAUCUACAGUUUUUCGUACAGGUGGAAAAUUAUCAACGGAAUUACUCGCAUGUCAAAAUUUGGAAGAAAAUUCAGUAUGUGCAAUGUGUAACAUACCGUUAGAUACAAAGGUAACAAAUGAUGAAAUAUCAGCUUUGCAAGCAACAACAUUUUCUGCUCUUUUAUCAUCAAAUAACAUAGAUAUUGAUAAUACCAAAGUAAAAGCCAAUGAUUUACUUAAUGUUAAUCCAGAGGAAUUAACAGUACAAGUAAAUCAUUCUGAAGAGAAUAACCAAAAUGAACACAACGACAGUAAUAUUACUAAUGGAAAACAAUGUACUUGGAAUAUCGAAGAAUACAAAAGAUUCAAAACGCAAUCCCUCAGCUCAAAUGAUAUAUUAAAGCAUCUUUGUUAUUCGUGUCGAUUGAUCUUUCGAUCUUCUGACAUAAAAUCUAUACCUUCAUUUGUAUUAAAUACUAUUCAAACAAGAUUAUCACAUGAAAUUAGGCCGAAUGAAAUCACAGAUUUAUUAUUAUAAUUAUUAAUUUACAUAAUAAAACGAAAUUGUUUUUUGA